CCCUCCCCGGGCCCGCCUCCGCGACGAGUCCUCGCCGCGACGCCCGAGCGCAGCCUUCCGCGCAGCCCCGCCAGCCAGCUCGGCGCGAUGGACAAUCGCAUGCGGCUCGUGAAGGCCCUGCUGGCCCGGCCGCUGCGGCCCGCGGCGCGUCGCUGGAGGAACCCGAUCCCCUUUCCCGAGACGUUUGACGGCGACACCGACCGGCUGCCGGAGUUCAUCGUGCAGACGGGCUCCUACAUGUUCGUGGACGAGAAGACGUUCUCCAGCGACGCGCUCAAGGUGACGUUCCUCAUCACCCGCCUCACGGGGCCCGCCCUGCAGUGGGUGAUCCCCUACAUCAAGAAGGACAGUCCCCUCCUCAGUGAUUACCGGGGCUUUCUGGCCGAGAUGAAGCGCGUCUUUGGCUGGGAGGAGGACGAGGACUUCUAGGCCGCCGGAGCCUCGGGCCCGGGGCCGGCUGCCCUGGGGAGGGUGGGCUGCCCGCCGGCCGCCGCCAGGGUCGCCGCGGGCGGCCCCCGCCGCGCUCGCGCCCGAGUCGAGUCCCGCCGCCCCCCUGCUCCCCGAGUCGCCGCGGCGUCCCCUCGCCCCCGCCCGCCCGCCCGCGUCGUGCUUGCCUUUGUUCCAGGAAUAGCGCUCCAGGCUGGCGCUGCUGCCUCUGGGCCUGGCUCUGGACAGCGCCGCCGCCCUGCCCGCUGCCGCCGGCCCGGCCUGUGCCCUGCACCGGGGGCCGCCGUCCGGCCCUCGGGCUGCAGGCUGGGCCCCCGCCGCGCGGCCGACGACCAACCACGCACCGCCGGCCGCCCCCCGCCAGCCCGCAUCGCUCUGCCCACGCACCUGCGCCGCCGCCGCCGCCGCCGCCGCCGCCCCCGGCCUCCCGCCGACAGACUGCUCUUCUGAGCCACCUGGACUCCCCUCCGAGGGGUCUGGGCUGGCCGCGGCCCUCGGACCCCGACUCCGACAGCCGGCUGCCCGGCGGGGCCAGCCGGCCUCCCACCAUGAGUGAGGCCGCGCCCCCUCCUCCCAGAGACACCUUGAGGGUCUGGGCGCUGAAUCGCGCCUGUCACGUCCUCCCGUGGACAUGACAGUAGUUCUCCCCGCCCCCCCGAGUCCCGGUUCUUCCGAACGUGCAGCUGUCUCUCUGAUGUGUGCCUUGUGUCCCACACUAUGACCCUGUGGUCUUCGCGGCUCUUUUACACUACCUGUACAGAAGUCUUUCCAUUCUUUCAAUAAAUGUCAGACCCUGUCCAAUAAGAAA
Oryctolagus cuniculus (rabbit) is the source of this 1255-nucleotide messenger RNA. Its product is annotated as retrotransposon Gag-like protein 8B. The record is from RefSeq and is a predicted model, not a curated record. NCBI's taxonomy places the organism in Eukaryota, Metazoa, Chordata, Mammalia, Lagomorpha, Leporidae.